AUGUCGAUGGAUACAUGUACACUGUUGUUCCUGCUUCUCUUUGCUGUAAUAACACUAUCUCGAGGUACACCAAACCUCCUGAGAAUUGAUUGCGGAGCCGAUUUAAGCUAUACGGAUGAGCACGGAAGCUACUGGCACGCGGAUGAAAAUUACAUCCAAACUGGCACUAAUGAACAGGUCUCGAACAACAGCCUCACCACAAUAGAGGAGCUUAACAAUGUCCGUGCCUUCACGCAACAGAACAAGAACUGCUACACAUUACCGACCCCGAUGCGGACAAAGUAUUUCAUUAGAGCCGCUUUCUACUAUGGCAACUACGACCACCUCUCAAGACCGCUGACUUUCAACUUGGAGUUCGAUGGGAACAAAUGGGCGACCGUGGCGGUCACUUUGGCCAGCCCGCUCCAAUAUAACGAGUUGAUUUACACUGCCAAAAGAGACAAUGUCAGCGUGUGA
Molecule: messenger RNA, 456 nt
Organism: Syzygium oleosum
Lineage: Eukaryota; Viridiplantae; Streptophyta; Magnoliopsida; Myrtales; Myrtaceae
Product: probable LRR receptor-like serine/threonine-protein kinase At1g05700
Exons: 2
Coding region: 1-456 (151 amino acids)
Source: RefSeq, a predicted model, not a curated record